Molecule: messenger RNA, 1986 nt
Organism: Aureococcus anophagefferens
Lineage: Eukaryota; Pelagophyceae; Pelagomonadales; Pelagomonadaceae
Exons: 1
Coding region: 1-1986 (661 amino acids)
Molecular function (GO): oxidoreductase activity
Source: RefSeq, a predicted model, not a curated record
AUGAAGUCCUACGCGUCGGUGCCCGCCGUGAGCGCGGCGGACCUGAGCGACCUGUCGCCGACGUUCCAGUCCGACGGGAGCGACGGUCCGCGCGACCGGUCGGGCGGCGCCGCGGCGCCGCGGCGGCUCGGGCGCUGGGUCAUGGCCGCCGUCACCGUCGGCGCCUUCACCUUCGGCGCCGUCGUGCUGCGCCGCGACGAGCUCGCGACGGGGUCCGUCGUCGGGGACGCGCGCGCGGCCUGGGACCUCGCGAAGACGAUGACGGGCUCGGCCGAGACGAAGAGCCCCGUGCUCCGCGUCUCCAACGACUACGAGCGGUCCACGGGCCGGUCCAUCGGCAACGGCCUCUACAAACACAAGCACCUGGCCCACGUCGCCAAGGAGACGCGCCUCGAGCUCGCGUCCGGCGAGCCCGCGUCGUGGACCAUCGCGACGGCCGGAGGCGAGACGCUCUACGAGAGCGCGCGCCCGGAGCCCCGCGUCGACUUCGCCUUCCCCGACGUGCACACCUACACCGUCCGCGUCUCCGGCGCCAAGGUCCAGUCCGCGUCCUUCGACGUGUCGAGCCGCGUCGUGCGCCAGGAGCUCCGCCAGCUGUCGGACGCCGACCGCGACGCGUACCUGAGCGCGAUGCACACGGUCUACGCGACGAGCCAGGACGAGGGCGAAAGCUUGUACGGGUCGUCCUUCAAGAGCGCCGACUGGCUCAUCCGCGAGCACAUCUACGGCGCCGCGGCCGUCGAGUGCGACCACUGGCACGACGACGCGGGCAUCCUGAACCACCACGUGGGCAUCACGUGGCAGAUGGAGAACUCCAUGCGCUUGGUGGACUCCUCCGUGGCCAUGCACUACUGGGACUACACCUACGACGCCUCGGUCUACGGCGCCGACUGGCAGUCGUCGCCGGUGUUCUACGACUCGUGGUUCGGGACGGCGUCGCCGGCGAACGAGCACCACGUCGUCGACGGCGGCCGCUGGGCCUACACGCAGGUGCUCAGCGGGUCCAAGGCUUUGGCCUUUAGCAACCUGACGAACCCCUACGGCCUCCUGCGGAGCCCCUGGAACACGAACAAGACGCCCUACCUCACGCGGUCCAACUUCACGAACGGCGCGGCCUACGACUCCUACACGACGUUCCCCAUGUGCUCGUCCUUCGCGUCCUGGCUCACGUCCUCGGACUGGGUCGGCGACAUGGUCUUCGCGCUCAACGGCGCGCUCCACGGGCCCGUGCACAUCAUGAUCGGCGGCCAGUGGGACUUCAAGGAGCCGAAAUGGGGCGACCUCACGGCCCAGCUGAGCUUCCCCGACGCGUUCCUGCUCCUCUCCAAGUUCCUCUGGCGCCAGGGCUACGUGCGCUGCCCGGCGACGUGCUCCUGGGACACGGAGCCCGCGGACUGCGAGUGCUCGUGCCCUUCAACUUUGACCGGCGUCGGCGUCACGCGGUCCGCGUCGGAGUUCCUCGAGUUCGCGGGCGUCGACGCGCUGAACCCGAACUCGAACCUCGAACUCCUCAUGGACGAGUACGGCCUCAACGACACGCAGUACCUCGACGCGCUCUGCCACGUGGGCCACCCGGGCGAGAUGUUCACGUCCGCCGCGCCGCAGGACCCGACGUUCUGGCCGCUCCACGGCAACGCGGAGCGCUACCUCCAGUACGCGCGCCUCCUCAAGGCCGAGGGCGUCCUCUCCUUCUCCGAGUCCUGGGGCUACAGCCACGCGCAGGAGCUCCCGAGCGACACGGGCAUCGUCUGCGACUGGUCCGGCGUCGACCCGGCGUCCAUGGAGCUGCCGACCUGCGCCAAGGAGACGUGCCCGGGCCACAAGGGCGACGACCUGCUGCCCUUCGCAGACCUCAUGGACAGCCAGGACGGCCUCUACACGAACAACGAGUUCUACGAGCUCGUCGACCCGACGAACGACGACCUCCCCUACGUCUACGACUCCCUGUCCUACUGGCCGGGCUGCACGGACGACACGCUCCUCUAG